Molecule: messenger RNA, 330 nt
Organism: Angiostrongylus costaricensis
Lineage: Eukaryota; Metazoa; Nematoda; Chromadorea; Rhabditida; Metastrongylidae
Source: the annotation of a GenBank genome assembly
AUGGCUUGGCUGGGUGUUAACUUAAUCAGUACUGUCGGGGUGCGAGAACAUCAGACAGUUGAUCCAGGUGUUUCGGCUUCAAGUAUUGGAGAAAUGACUGCUUUCCGGACAGUUUCUAAUCGAAGUCUCUUCUAUACGCUUCUGAUCCAUCUUCUCAUUGUUCAUGAAGCAGAUUUCAGCUAUCCAGUAGCAGAAGUUGCCUUACACAGUAAUUGUCAAGUAUGUGUCGGCAGUGCGAUGGAUGAAGGAUUUUGUGACUGUUCUGAGAACGAUUAUAAGUACGAGAUUGACUUAAUCAAAGAAGAGGUGAAGUGGUUCACUGUCAUCUAA